Aedes aegypti (yellow fever mosquito) is the source of this 1910-nucleotide messenger RNA. It is a transcript of the gene TMS1, whose product is annotated as serine incorporator 1. Lineage: Eukaryota; Metazoa; Arthropoda; Insecta; Diptera; Culicidae. Gene Ontology annotation, cellular component: membrane. The transcript is spliced from 4 exons. The coding region runs from base 180 to 1535 and encodes 451 amino acids. The record is from RefSeq and is a predicted model, not a curated record.
CUUCUCCAUCUUGCGCAUUCGUUUUCUUGGAACAAAACACUGCGGUCGCAUCUGUUUGUUACUGGCCGUCGUUCUUUGUUGUGAAAGUGAAAAAUCGAAAUCUACAAUUUGAGGAAAAAUCAAAUUCUUCGUGAAGUUAGAAAGUUUAUACUACUGCGAAGAGUACCGAACGCUGCAGAAUGGGUGCAGUUUUAGGAUUGGUGUCGGCAGCUAAUCUCGCCUGCUGCUGCACCGGAACAGCAUGUUCCCUAUGUUGUUCGCUAUGUCCGUCAUCGCUGAAAUCCAACUCGACGGCGACACGCUUCAUGUAUGCACUGAUGUUGUUGCUGGGUGCCAUCGUUGGAGCCAUCAUGCUUGCUCCGGGGCUACAAGACUUCCUCCAGAAGGUACCGUUCUGUGCUAAUUCGACAUCAACCACCGGGCACCUGAUACCGGCUUCGGACACAAUCGAUUGCAGCUCUGCGGUCGGGUAUUUGGCCGUGUAUCGCAUCUGCUUCGCCUUGUGCUGCUUCUUCGCACUCUGGGCAGUCAUGAUGGUCGGAGUUCGUUCGUCUAAGGAUCCUAGGGCUGCACUGCAAAAUGGGUUCUGGGGCAUCAAGUUCAUGAUCGUGACUGGAGUUGCCAUUGGAGCGUUCUUCAUUCCGGAAACUGGAUUCGGUCCGGCUUGGAUGUGGGUUGGACUGAUUGGCGGUUUUGCGUUCAUUCUGGUUCAGCUAGUGUACAUCGUGGAUUUCGCUCACUCGUGGGCCGAGGCCUGGGUUAGCAACUACGAGGAGGAGGAAUCCCGCGGAUGGUUUGCUGCUUUAUGCUGUGUCACUGGAUUGCAGUAUGCCUUAUCUCUGACCGGGAUCGCACUGCUCUACGUUUACUUCACCGAAGCUGAUAAUUGCUCCCUAAACAAGUUCUUCAUCACCUUCAACAUGAUUCUGUGUCUGGCAGUGAGCAUCAUGUCCAUCUGGCCCAGCAUUCAGGAACACGCCCCGAAGUCGGGUCUGCUGCAGAGCUCGAUGGUGACGCUGUACACGGUUUACCUGACUUGGUCCGCUGUGGCCAACAAUCCGGAUGCCGAGUGCAAUCCAGGCUUCUUGGGCAUCAUCGGCGACAAGCAGAACAAGGUGCACUUCGACAAAACGAGCAUCAUUGGGCUGGUGAUCUGGAUGUUAUGCAUCCUGUACUCGACUCUGCGCUCGGCCAACAAUGUGUCCCGUUUGGCUGAUCCUGAAAAGCAAGUCUUGGCAGCAACGCUUAGCGACGACAGCUCCCACAACGGUGGCGGUGCCUCGAACGAAGUCCGCGACAAUGAAGAGGAAGCCGUUGCCUAUUCGUGGUCACUGUUCCACGUGGUGUUCAUAACCGCCACAUUGUACGUGAUGAUGACGCUGACCAACUGGUACCAACCUAAUUCAUCGUUGGAUACCCUGAACGCGAACGCUGCUUCUAUGUGGGUCAAGAUCAUAUCCAGCUGGUUCUGUCUGGGACUGUACGCCUGGACAUUGGUGGCUCCGAUGGUUUUGUCCGAUCGCGAGUUCAACUAAAUACUAUCGAUAUGAAUAUUCGUAUUUUUUAACCGGAAACAUAGAAGAUCUUACUAUGCAUGAAGCUUUCCAAAGUCGUCAAUGUUGAAUAAGUAGUAAGUAGCUUUAGAUUGAUUAUUUUUUACUUUAUCUUAUACCAGAGGAGAUGGAUGUGAUAUGGUAGGACUAAUUCUCUGAAAAGUUUGAAACAAAUGAAAUGAAAAUGAAACCAGCAAACUAGCAAUUGGUAGUUUACGUUUACCAUUUAUUAUUACAACUAACUAUACAUUAUAACUCUCAACAUAUAUCUGUCUUACCCAAGAGGAUAACGUAACUUUCUCCGAACAAAAAUUAGAGAAAUAAUAAAGUCCACAUUCAGUGAUUGAUUGCCAACAG